Messenger RNA from Calypte anna (Anna's hummingbird), 2361 nucleotides. RefSeq names its product aldehyde dehydrogenase 9 family member A1 (gene ALDH9A1). The transcript has 11 exons. The record is from RefSeq and is a predicted model, not a curated record. Lineage: Eukaryota; Metazoa; Chordata; Aves; Apodiformes; Trochilidae. Gene Ontology annotation, molecular function: 4-trimethylammoniobutyraldehyde dehydrogenase (NAD+) activity; aminobutyraldehyde dehydrogenase (NAD+) activity. The coding region runs from base 85 to 1635 and encodes 516 amino acids.
AGCGGAGUCCUCAGUGCGGGGCGGGCCCCGCGGCAGCGGCUCCGGUUCUGGUUCCGGUGCCUUGGGCGUUCCCUGGCACACCGCAUGCAGUCCCGGUUCCGGCUGCCCAACCUCCUCUGCAGCCUGCAGCCCGGACUCGCCAUGAGCAGCCUCACCGGCACCUUCAGCACCCAGCAGCCCCUCAACUACCGCGGGGCUGCCCGCGUCCUGCCCGCCGAUGGCUGCGGACCCGCCGAGGACGUGUACGAACCGGCCACAGGCCGUGUGAUAAGCAAGGUGCAGAGCUCUGGGGAGCAGGAGGUGGAUCUGGCAGUGCAGAGUGCCAAGGCUGCUUUCCACACCUGGAGCCAGCUGUCGGGCAUGGAGAGGAGCAGGGUGCUGCUGGAGGCUGCCAGGAUCAUCCGGGAGCAGAGAGAUGAAAUUGCCACCCUGGAAACCAUCAACAAUGGGAAAUCCAUCUUUGAGGCCAGAGUGGACAUCGAGAUAUCCUGGCAGUGCCUGGAGUACUACGCAGGGCUGGCAGGGGCUCUGGCUGGUGAAUACAUCCAGCUGCCUGGAGGAUCCUUUGGGUACACCCGGAGAGAGCCCUUCGGGGUGUGUGUUGGGAUUGGAGCCUGGAAUUACCCUUUCCAGACUGCCUGCUGGAAAGCUGCCCCAGCCUUAGCUUGUGGCAAUGCCAUGGUCUUCAAGCCCUCUCCCUUCACCCCCAUCUCGGUGGUGAGGUUGGCAGAGAUCUUCACAGAGGCUGGUGUGCCCCCAGGGCUCUUCAACGUGGUGCAGGGGGGGGCAGCCACAGGCCAGUUGCUCUGCCAUCACCCUGACGUGGCCAAAAUCUCCUUCACUGGCAGUGUGCCGACUGGCAUCAAGAUCAUGGAGAUGGCAUCCAAAGGGAUCAAACCAGUCACCCUGGAGCUGGGGGGCAAGUCACCCCUUAUCAUCUUUUCUGACUGUGACUUUGACAAUGCUGUGAAAGGAGCCCUCAUGGCAAACUUCCUGACACAGGGAGAGGUGUGCUGCAAUGGCACCCGUGUGUUUGUGGAGAGGCAGAUCCUGGAUGCCUUCACAAAGGAGGUGGUGAAACGCACCCAGAAAAUCAAAAUUGGGGACCCACUUCUGGAAGACACCAGGAUGGGAGCCCUCAUCAACCGACCCCAUCUGGAUCGUGUCCAGGCCUUCAUCAAGCAGGCAAAGGAGCAGGGUGCAAAGGUGCUGUGUGGGGGGGAUCUCUACGUGCCAGAUGACCCCAAGCUGAAGAAUGGCUUCUACAUGCAGCCCUGUGUGCUAGGGGACUGCAGGGAUGACAUGACCUGUGUGAAGGAGGAGAUCUUUGGGCCUGUCAUGUCUAUCCUGCCAUUUGACACGGAGGACGAGGUGGUGGAGAGAGCCAACAACACCAAAUUUGGGCUGGCAGGUGGUGUCUUCACCAGGGAUAUCCAGAAGGCUCACAGGGUGGUGGCUGCUCUGAAGGCUGGGAUGUGCUUCAUUAACAACUACAACGUCAGCCCCGUGGAGCUGCCUUUUGGAGGGUUCAAGGCAUCAGGGUUUGGCAGAGAGAAUGGGAGGGCAGCCCUGGAGUGCUACUCCCAGCUGAAGACUGUCUGUGUGGAGAUGGGUGAUGUGGAGUCUGUCUUUUAGUGGCUCUGGGACCUGCUCCAGGGAGCCAGAGGUGUGGAUCAUGCACACAGCAAUAAAGUGGCCUAAAAUUGUAAGUGCCUGGGGAGGGGAGUGUAGCUGAGACAGCGUUUGGGCACCUUGCUCCUGCAAGGGGAAUGCACACACAGGGCUCAGGCUCUGCCCCAGCUGCUGGAGGGUGGGAACCUCAGAGUUCAGCAGCAAUUUGGCUUUCCUGAGCAGCUUCUGCACCUCUAUGGCUGUUACCAGGAGCUGCUUCCCUGCUGUGUGCCUUGAACCUUCCAUCCUCAGUCACCUUCAGUUUUGGCUUCUUACCAGGUAUGACCACACUCAGUGCACACAGAAUCCCUCAGACCCUGGAGCUGUAGGCUCUGUCUAUUCCCUGACUACAUAAAAGCCUUAAGAGUAGGAUGGUUUAUUCCCUCUAGUCCCCCUGUAAACACAAGAUUUAUAUUUUUUUCCUACCUGUACUGUACUGUACUCCCAAGGUGAGACACAGCAUUGUGGGCAGGGUGAGCUGCUGCUGCCUGGGCUGGGCAUGGCUCCACAGCACCACAGUGGCACUGAGCUACAGAACAGAACAGAACAGGGUCCUGCUGCUCUUUAGUCUGUUUGACUUCCUUCCCACACACCUACCCUUCUUUGUAUACACGAUGAAGCAACUUAACAACUUUAAAAGAUUGCCUAUGUUUGUGUAACAAUCAAAUAAACACUAACUGUUCCAAAGGU